Aureobasidium uvarum is the source of this 1578-nucleotide messenger RNA. NCBI's taxonomy places the organism in Eukaryota, Fungi, Ascomycota, Dothideomycetes, Dothideales, Saccotheciaceae. The record is from the annotation of a GenBank genome assembly.
AUGACUUUCUCGUGGAUUUUAUACCUGUCUGCUCUCUCCACCGCCGCUUAUGCGAGUCCAUUAAACUCUUUUGAGUACGACUAUAUUAUUGUGGGUGGUGGCACGGCUGGCUGCGUGCUUGCCAAUCGCUUGUCAGCAAAUCCAUCCAUCUCAGUAGCUUUAGUCGAAGCCGGCCCCACUGUCUUCAAUGACUCUCGAGUUCUUGUUCCCAGUCCUGCUGGACCCACAUGGGGCACUGAACUCGACUGGAACUAUACUACCGUACCACAAGUAUAUGCCAACAAUUCGAUACUGCAGUAUCACGCUGGUAGAGAUGUUGGAGGCACAAGCACUAUCAACGGUAACAAUACUGGACUUGCCUUGUUUCCCAUCGAGAAAGACACUGUCUUGCAAAUCAGACAGGACUCUGCUAGGUCUUAUUACUUGCCUGUGAUGGGCCGACCAAAUCUGCACGCCUUCACCAACACCACUGCGCUCAACAUCAACUUGGAUGGUGGUAGAAGUCAUCAUGGACCCCAAGGUCCGAUUGUAGCCAAAGGCGUCAAUGUGAUCUUGCCCUCUGGAAAGAAGCAGUCCUUGCGCUCCAAACAGGAGGUCAUCCUUUCGGCUGGGACGUACAGGACUCCUGGUCUUCUUGAACGUUCUGGCAUUGGCAAUCCAUCUAUCCUACGCAACCUCUCAAUCACCCCCAAAGUCGAUCUUCCGGGCGUCGGAGCCCACCUCCAAGAUCAAUGGCUCGUAGGUGCCAUCUACAAUCCUAGCUUCACACUAGAGUCUCUAACUCCAUCCUACAACGCCAAACCCAUGACUGGCACUUUGACAGCCGCUGACCUCUUUGGCGAUGAACUCGACACUGUUGCUGCGCAACUGUACAAAGACAUUCCUUCCUAUGCACGCACGCUCUCAGAAGCUAGCAAUGGUGCCAUCUCUAUCCAAGCACAGGAGCAAAUCCUUCUUACUAGAGCGAACUUGUUCUUCAAGAAAAACAUAGCAAUCGGACAAUAUACGUUCCAGGUCUAUGGGGGCAACUGUUGGGUCACUUUACCUCUGUCAACAGGAAACGUGCAUGUAAGCUUUUACUUUGCUUCUUCUCUCACUAUGGCGUUCCAAGAGCUAACAUUUUACUUUUUUUUUUCCAGNUCGUCCUCCGAUCCCGCAAAACCACUCCUGAACCCCAAUUUCAUGCAACUACCUUGGGAUACUCUGGUCAUGCAACGCCUCUUCCUCGUGCUGCGCCGCAUCCUCUCUUCUCCCUCUGUACAGCACGCCCUCGGCCCCAACGCCACCACCGAACUCUCCCCUGGUUACUCUCUCGUACCUGCCAAUGCCUCGCUGCCCCGAUGGACUUCAUUCUUCCAAUCUGCACUUACGCCCGUUUGGCAUGCGGUGGGAUCUGCAGGUAUGAGAAGACGCGAUUGGGGUGGUGUAGUGGAUCCGCAAUUCAGAGUUUAUGGAACAAAGGGGUUGAGGGUUGUGGAUGCGAGUGUAAUUCCACUGGAGGUCAAUGGGAACCCGACGAGUACUAUAUAUGCUCUGGCGGAGAAAGCUGCGGAGGACAUUUUGGCUGAUUGCGAGUAA